Messenger RNA from Ustilaginoidea virens, 846 nucleotides. RefSeq lists its product as uncharacterized. Gene Ontology annotation, biological process: mycotoxin biosynthetic process. The record is from RefSeq and is a predicted model, not a curated record. NCBI's taxonomy places the organism in Eukaryota, Fungi, Ascomycota, Sordariomycetes, Hypocreales, Clavicipitaceae. Bases 1 to 846 code for a protein of 281 amino acids. The transcript has 3 exons.
AUGUCGGGAAAAGAUUCGCGCGUUUCCUCACGGCCGCUGCUCGAGCACAACGCCGAGAGCAACCAAGGCCGCAUCGCCUCGGGUCGAGAGCGACGAUGGGGUUUAGUCCAUCUGGCACUCUGUCUGUCCUUGGUUCUGAAUGCCGUAGGCUUGCUCAGACUGGCCAAAAAGCCAAAGCCGGUGCGCUCGGAGUAUGCUCAGCUCGAAACCCUGCUUUCACGACCCGUGAGCGGGUACACAGACUACGCGAGCACGAACCUCACCCUGGCGGGCAAAUUAUGGGACGAGCUGGAUUUUGACGUGGGCGUUGUCGCGCUCCCAAACUUGUGGGCCGCGGAAAAGGGCAUUCCCAUCGCUCAGCCGUUUCCGUGGGACCAAAACAAGGGCAUCUACGUGCUCAACAGCCACCACAAUAUACACUGCUUGAAAAACAUCCACCGCUCCAUCCGAGAGUACGAGUUUGGCGUUCAUCAGACCCUGCCACUGGGCCACAUCACGCACUGUCUCGACUCGCUGCGGGAAGACGUCGUAUGCCAGGCCGACGAUACUCCUCGGACCUCAUCACAGCACCACCAACACCAGACCGGGCUGGGGCAGAAGCGCAACUGUCGCGACUGGGGAGAACUGCAGGACUGGGCGAGGCAGCGCACGGCGUGCUACAGAUACAUCAGUCCCUUGGCAGAUUCCAUCGACCAAUUCAAGAGAUUUAUGCAUUGUCCGAGGGAUAGUCCGUACUGGCCCAAGGUGCGCGAGCACUUUGGAAAGCCGGAUGAUUGGUUUGCGGACGAGUACGAUGAGGAGGAGGCUAACGCAGCUUUGCCAGAGUUGAGGGGGGGAAGAGGAUGA